AUGCCUCCCAAGAACUCGAAGCCCACCAGCGACGAGCUUCUCGCCCAAUUCGACGACCUCGGCGUCGACUCGACCAGCGAUCAACCCUCGAAACCAACCACGACAGCUCUCCCCGCCCAAUCCGAACAAGACAUCCUCGCCGAACUGGACAAUCUCGCAUCCCAGCGUCCCAGUAGCGGGCCGGGGACCCCUCGACUGUCAACCCAGGAAACGAGACCCGCGACGAGGUCCCCCAAGCCCGCCGCCAGCACCACCGCGUCCGGUCGGACGAGCGAGGACAGACCAGCCCCGCGCAAGUCGGGCGAAAGCACUCGUACCUCUCGCGCUGCAAACAAGUCGACAAACGUGCAGACACCCGAGCCGGAGAAGUCUGCGGCCCAGGAGGCGCCCUCGAGUAGCGGCGGCGGCGGAUGGUGGGGAGGCAUCUUUGCAACGGCCAGCGCAGCGAUGAAGCAGGCCGAAGCUGCCGUCAAGGAGAUCCAGCAAAACGAAGAAGCUCAGAAAUGGGCCCAACAGGUCAAAGGAAACGUGGGAGCUUUGCGAGACCUGGGUGGUGAGCUUCGAAACAUGGCCAUCCCCACCUUCACCUCCCUCAUCCACACCCUCGCGCCUCCGAUCUCCUCCCACGAGCGUCUCCAGAUUCACGUCACCCACGACCUCCAGGGCUACCCCAGCCUGGACCCGAUGGUGUACGCCGUCUUCUCGCGGGUGAUGGCACAGGUGGAAGGCGGCGACCUGCUGGUCAUCCAGCGCGGGCAGGAAUCCGCCCCGAAGCGCGGGCUCGACAUCACGGGUAGCCAGUCCGCGCCGGGCUGGCACGACGGACCGUGGUGGCGCACCGUGACGCCCGGCACGCCGCGCAGCAUCUCCGCCGUGCGCGGUGCCGUCGAGGCCACCAAGCUGGCGCGCGCCAGCGCCGAGUCCUACGCCAGCGAGUACUUCUCGCCGCGCGGCGGCGUGGAGGAGGCGGCCAAGCAGGCCACGCAGGUGUUGAGCGAGUCCAACCCCGUCCGCAGCAGCGACAUCUUCCUCGCCAUCCAGGCCAUCGCGCAGACCUCGUCGACGGACCUGUUCAAGGCCGGCCCCACCACCGACAAGGCCACGCCCCCGGGCGUCGUCGACGUCCCCGACGCCACCGAGGAGGAGGUCACCUUCGCGCUCUACCUCCACGACCCCAUCCACGGCAUCGCCUUCCACACCAUCUCGCAGGCCGUCCCGCAGAAGUGGAUCGCCUGGCUGGAUACCCCCGCCCCGGCGGCGGAUGCCUCCUCCGACGAGGCUGAUGUGCCGCGCGCGCAGGUGCCUGCGGACAUCGCCGAGAUCAUCGAGAGCGGCGGCGUCGACCCGCGCGAGUGGGCGGCCGAGUGGAUCGAGGAGGCGCUCUCGCUGGCGGUCGGGGUGGUCGCGCAGCGGUACGUCGCGCGACGCAUGGGCGUGGGCGAGGCCGGCGUCGCCAAGGGCAAGAUGCGCGCGGAACAGGCCUCGGCGGUGGAGAGUGGAGCGGGCGAAGCUGCGCGGGCGCUGUAA
This is a messenger RNA of Aspergillus terreus NIH2624, 1527 nucleotides long. Its product is annotated as DUF5427 domain-containing protein MTC1. Bases 1 to 1527 code for a protein of 508 amino acids. NCBI's taxonomy places the organism in Eukaryota, Fungi, Ascomycota, Eurotiomycetes, Eurotiales, Aspergillaceae. The transcript has 2 exons. The record is from RefSeq and is a predicted model, not a curated record.